Molecule: messenger RNA, 4640 nt
Organism: Strongylocentrotus purpuratus (purple sea urchin)
Lineage: Eukaryota; Metazoa; Echinodermata; Echinoidea; Camarodonta; Strongylocentrotidae
Product: protein unc-45 homolog B
Exons: 18
Coding region: 99-2861 (920 amino acids)
Molecular function (GO): Hsp90 protein binding
Source: RefSeq, a predicted model, not a curated record
GGAAUUGAGGUUGUCAUAUAUAUGCGAGGGCUGUACGAUAUAAUACGUGUGUGCACUAAAGUAAAGUUCUAUCCGUGAAAUAACUGAGUAAAGUAACUAUGUCGGACGAUUCGAACUCUGAAGCUCUCCAGUACAAGGAAGAGGGAAACAAGUUCUACAAGGAUGAGAACUAUGAUGAAGCUAUAGUAGCCUACACAAAGGCUCUCACCUUGGGUCAGGACUUGCCCAAGUCAGACCAAGCAGUCUUCUAUAAGAACAGAGCAGCAUGUCAUCUCAAGCUAGAAAACAAUGAACAGGCUGCUCAGGAUGCCAAAGCAGCUCUGGACCUAAAUCCUUCAGACUUCAAGGCCAUGUUCAGAAAGUGUCAAGCCUUGGAGGCUCUAGGUCAGAUUGAAGAAGCCUUCAAAUCAGCCAUGCAACUCAACCAUAUGGAUCCAAACAACAAAUCUGUUCAAGCAAUGCUAACAAGAAUGAAUGUCCUCCUCAAAGAAAAAGUCAAAUCAAUGACUUCCACCAAUAGCAAAGUAGAACAGAUGUUCACCAUUGCUGCUGAUGAAUCAGCAGGUUUAGAAAAGAGAAGAGAGGCAGCCAACAAUCUUAUUGUCCUUGCCCGAGAGCCAGCAGGAGCAGAAAGGAUAUUUGGAGAGAACGGUGUUGAGCACAUGAAGAAGCUCAUGACGUUAGAGGAUACUGAAUUAGUAGUAGCAGCUCUACGAGUUAUCUCUUGCCUUUGUGGUGGACACAGAUCAAGGGCAACUGCUGUAAUUGCACAACUCACUUUAACAACUCUUGCCAAGUACAUCGCUAUGGAUUCUGAAGUCAUUGCUAAUGCUGCUGCAGGCAUCCUUCUCACUGCCAUUCAAGCAAUGCUGGGCAAAGAUAAACAGGAGGCUAAGCACAGUGAAGAAGCUGUGGUACCAGAUUACUCCAAUGAGUUCAAAGCGUUGCUGCUAUUCUUCUUGGGUCUUCUUACUGAUAAGUCUGUCUCUGGAUACGGGAGGGAUGCAGUCAUUGAUAUGAUCAUCAAGUUCAUCCCAAGGAAAGAAGGAGCAGGAAGAGCCAUGGCUUUCCUUACAAAUGGAGGCUUACAUAAACUGAUGAAUGUAGCUGGUCAGGUACCUGAACUAAAACGUCUUCGUGUCACAUCAAACACACGCAUGCAUGCCUCUGUCGCUCUUGACAAGCUGUAUGAGGAGAUGCACAGCGACAAACAAAGAGCAUACUACCAAGACAUGGCUGAUAAAUUUGUUAGUGAGAAAUUCAGUGUGAACAGCAUGGAGACCAACAUGGAAGUGUUAACGGCCAUCUCCUCCCUGCUGCAAGGACCUACAGAAGUCGGCCAGAAACUUCUGACCCGUGAGGGGGUCCUACAGGUUAUGAUCGCCAUGGCAGCCAGUAGUGAUGUAGUUCACCAGAGAGUAGCUCUAGAAGCCAUUAUCUACGCUGCGGGUAAGAAGGAACACUGUACAGGAGUCCUACAGAAUGGAAUCAACAUCAUGAAAGACCUUUACAAAUCACCCAAUGACCACAUCAAAGUAAGGGCACUGGUAGGACUCUGCAAGCUGGGAUCUGCGGGUGGAACAGACUUCAGUUUAAAGCCUCUUGCUGAUGGAUCGAUUGUUAAACUUGCCAAACAAGUUAGAAGUUUUUUGGUGAAUUCCCAGAAAGACCACGACCUGAAGAAAUGGUCAGCCGAGGGCCUGGCUUACCUGUCACUAGAUGCUGAUGUGAAAGAAGCCAUCGUUGAUGAUCCAGAAACACUGCAAGCUUUGAUGGAUCUCUCCAAGACAUCAGAUAAGACUGUAUUGUAUGGAGUGGUAUCAACGUUUGUGAAUCUGACCAAUUGCUACGAUGUACAGAAGCCAGAGCCUCAGCUGGUGGAGUUAGCUCGCUAUGCUAAACAGCACAUUCCUGAAGAACAUCCAAAGGAUGCCACUAAUUUUAUUGAUCAGAGGAUAAAGAAGCUUCUGAAAGCUGGCAUUGUACCAGCACUGGUGGCGCUAUCCAAGACAGAGAGUGAAAACAGUCGAGAGCUCCUAAGCAGGGUGUAUCUAGCCUUGGUGGAGGAUAUCGAUCAUCGUGGUUUAGUCGUGCAGCAGGGCGGGGCUAAGGCCUUGGUCCCCCUAGCAAUCGAAGGUACUCUGGAAGGAAAAACAAGAGCUGCUCAGGCCCUGGCUAAGAUCGGUAUCACCAUGAAUCCAGAGGUUGCCUUCCCAGGACAGAGGCAUCUUGAGGUUGUUCGUCCUUUGGUUCAGUUGUUAGAUGUGCAGAAUACAGGCCUACAGAACUUUGAGGCCCUCAUGGCUCUAACUAAUCUUGCUUCUAUGAAUGAUGCAGUCAGGACGAGGAUAAUCAAAGAAACCGGCUUCUCGCAAGUUGAGAAUUACAUGUUAGAGGACCAUGACAUGAUCAAGCAAGCAGCUACGGAGUGUAUGUGCAACCUUGUUCUUAAUGAAAGAGCAUUCAAUCUUCAUCUAGGUGACAAUGAUCGUGUGAAGUUAUUGAUGCUUUACACUGGUGAAGAAGAUCCAGGUUUGGUCAAGGCAGCUUCAGGUACUCUAGCCAUCUUGUCUUCACAUGAAGAAGUUUGUGACAAAAUAUUCAAGUUGGAUGCCUGGUUGGAGCUUCUGCAAGGCAUCUGUGUCAACCCUGACAAGGAUAUCCAGUUCCGAGGAGUUCACAUUGUUAGUAGCAUCAUAGAAAGCAAGAAGGAGAAUGCUAAGAAGAUAGUAGAAACCAAUCUGUUAGAAGUCUUGAUGGCUCUGACUAAAGAUGACAGCCCUGAGAACAAGAGGAUUGCAGCCAGAGCUGAAGAAGCACUGGAUCAGGCAAGGGAAUGGGGUCUUAUUCAAAAGGCAUAGUACAUGUUGCACACCAAGUGUCAGUUUUGAGUUAUUAAACGAUCUAAGCAAAUCUGUGACGACAUGAUAAGGACGACAUGAUAAGUAUGUACUGUUCAUUGUGCUUUUAUUUUUGUAUGAUAUUACUUUCACAUGGUACAUCAAAGACUGGUUCACAUUAAAAAAGCUAAGUGGUGAUGCGAUCUUAUGUCAGUGAUGCCUUGUGUGCCGCAGGCAGUAGAAGGACUGGUUUCAGUAGUAAAACAUUGGUUGAGAGUCAAGGUCAUAUCAGCUAUGUCAAGAUGUAAAGACCCUCCUGAAAGAGGAAACAAAUUAGGAAAUCACACUUUGGAGUAAGAGUUUUGUAACUUUACAAAAUGACCCCUCAUUUUUUGAUUAAAGUUACUUCAAACUGUAUACAUGUACCUGUAUUGAGCAUGUUUUAGCAGUAAAAAGUAAUAUCACUGCCCUUUUCAUGUCCAUUUUCUUCCAGCAGUCCAGAAUGUGAAUCAUUGGUUAUAUGGAAAAAACAGUAUUAUUCUAAUUUCAAAUUGGCAAUGCUUUACAUGAGCAGAGUUGUGAUUUUUGUGUAGGCCCUUAAACAUUUGAGGUUCUUUUGGGUGCUUUAUUUACCAUUAGUGCAUGCAGUUUUAUGUAACAUGUAUUCGUAGGCAUGAUUUGGUUGAUGCAGACUUUUUGUUCUUCCUGUGAUUACUUGUACAAGUACAUGGAAGUUGGAAAUACAGGAGUGGAAUACUACAUGUAUGUUUAGGUAGAUACAUUUGAAUUGUGUGUAUGAUUAGUUAGAAUAGUUUGUUAUGAUUAUAGACCCUUUACUUGACAAAAUGAAGUUCUUUGUUUUGCUAGGACCAUAUUACCACUUUACCUGAAUAUAUCUCAUUGAUCAAGACAGAGAAAAUCACGAAAUUUGUCAUAUAGUGAAUUACUAUUUGAAUAUCUCUUCUUCUGCAGCCUCAUUAGUAACCUUCACAAAAUGCAAGCCAUUGUCAUUGCUGUAUUGUGCAAAGAUAUAUUUUAGAAAUAUUUGAAAUCAUACUUGUUAUAAAUUGUCAUUUGUAGAUAUAAACAUGCCUUAUGUUUUUGUAUGCCAUUAUUUAUUUAUAGUAUAUAGAUGUACAAGUGCCUUGUAUCUGUGCAAUGAAUUCAUUGUUUUUAAGUCGUCAGCCUUUUCUUACAUAUAAAUAGAAUUAACUUCUUCAUUAAGUAACCAUGAACUUUAAAAGAGAUUGUUAAAUCAACAAAGAAAAUUGAUGAAUUUUGUAUGAGCUUAGUAAUACCUGACAUUUGAAAACUAUGUGGGAACAAAUUGAAUUAAACUUGAAAAGAUAUUAUGUCACAUUGUAUGUACUUCACAAGUUUACAUAUAGAUUUUGUUUUGAUAAUAGAAAAUCAAGCGUAGCGAAUUUCCAUAUUUUGAUAUUUAAGAAUACAUCAAGUAAUUUAAUCUCUGAAAUCCCAAAAAGUGUUUAUGUAUUUAAUUUAAUAAUGUUUACAAAUUAUGCAUUUUUUUGAGGAGUUAAUAUCUAGCAGUCAUUGUAACAAUAUUUGUUGUUUCCUUUAAAUAUGAUCAUAACUAUACUUGUAUCCCUAAAGCUGUUCACAAGGAAGACUUAUAGUAACCCUUGAGAUUAUGCAGCAUGGUGAUUUUAUGAUAAGUCCUUGCCAAACUCACAAAUUCCAAAUAAACAUAAUUGUUUUUGUUUCUUUCUUGUAAUAUUUCAUUAAUAUUAAAUUUUGUGAAUUUAUGCAAGAAACUAAUACAAGCUGUUUUAACUAGAA